Klebsormidium nitens is the source of this 2326-nucleotide messenger RNA. The record is from the annotation of a GenBank genome assembly. Lineage: Eukaryota; Viridiplantae; Streptophyta; Klebsormidiophyceae; Klebsormidiales; Klebsormidiaceae.
ACUACUGAACAAAUUUUCGAGCACUGCUCAGACGUGAUCGCCCAGAAACUCUUCACUUUCUUUCUACUGCCAGGGUGCCCAGCAUUCCCUUCGUGUGCUGCUUGAAAAGUGCGCUAUACGCCACCUGAUUGGUGGUGCGACACAUACUUUUCCAUGGCGUCUGGCUCGGGCAGCUAUCAUGGUUUUCCAGCUGCUGAUGAGAACGAUUUCAGAAAUGCUGCAGCCGACGGCCGCCCCGGUUAUCGCGCCCGCCAGCGCCGCACGGUGGACCACAUCAGCACCAUCUAUCGGCUGAUCCAGGCGCGCAUGUACCAGCGCGAGGUUUGGGACGCCCCCGCAGUGCAGCCUGUCCCCGCUGCCGCCGCUGACAUGCUUCCCCCCGCAGGCUACCCGUGCACCCCCGCCAGCAGCCAGGCCACGCGCUGGGUCAGCCAGACCACCAACAAAGUGCGCGCCUCCGUCAACAAGGUCGUGUGGACGCCCAGUGGGCGGCGGCUCAUCACGGGGUCCCAGGCGGGCGAGCUGACGUUGUGGAGCGGCCAGACCUUCACCUUCGAGCACCUGAUCCAGGCUCAUCAAACGGCUGUGCGGUCGAUGGCGUGGAGCCACAACGAGAACUACCUCAUCAGCGGAGAGGACAGCGGGACCAUCAUAUACUCGGAGACGACCAUGAAGAUCCUCAAGAGUCUCCCCGCCCACAAAGAGCCGGUGCGAGCCCUUAGCUGGGCGCCGUCCGACCUCAAGUUUUGCUCCGGCUCCGACGACAGCAGCGUCAAGGUGUGGGACUUUGCGCGUGGAGUCACGGACCACGUCAUGACAGGCCACGGGUGGGACGUGAAGACGGCGGAGUGGCACCCGUCAAAGGGGCUCAUCGCCACAGGCGGCAAGGACGGCCUGGUCAAGCUGUGGGGCGCCAAGGAGGGCCAGCAGCUCAGCACGCUGCACGGCGCGAAGAACACGGUGCUGGCGGUGCGGUGGCAUGCGGGCGGGCACCUGCUGCUGGCGGGCAGCCGCGACCAGCUGAUCCGGCUAUACGACGUGCGCACGCUGCGCGAGGUGGCCGUCUUCCGCGGCCACGCCAAGGAGGUCACCGCGCUCGCGUGGCACCCCGUCCACCAAGACCUCUUCGCCAGCGCCGCGCACGACGGCAACAUCCGCAUCUGGUACACCAGCGCGAGCGAGGCCGCGAGCGAGGUGGUGGGCGCGCACGAGGCUGCGGUGUGGGACCUGGCGUGGCACCCGAUGGGCCACCUGCUGUGCAGCGGCAGCAGCGACCACACCAUCAAGGUCUGGGGGCGCAACCGGCCCGGCGACGCACUCACCGACAAGUACAACGCCACAGCGCGUUCCCUCGUCCCCGGCACGGGCGCUGCCCCCCCUGCCGCGGCUGCUCCGAGCGCCGUCCCUGGCCUGACCCCGGACGGCCUGCCCCUGCCCGGCACAGCGCACCUGCCUCCCCCGCCCCCACUGCCACUCGGAGCACCGCCACCGCAGCGAGCGGCAUCUCCAUUCUCGGGGUGAUCACCGCUGCGGUCCCUAAGGCUGUGAUUACGGAACUAGCUCCCGGAAGGCCACUGCUGCGUCCUUCUUGGACCGACCUGCCGUGGGCUGCGCACAUCUAGCGGGGUGAUUAUGCUGGGGAGAAUGGACACCCAUCGUGAGGGAUUUGCUGCGUUUAACGACUACGGUGUCUUGCCACGGCCGGAUGGACACAGCGGAAAGUGUCAAUUCAGCGGUCGGUGCCUUGUACGUACCUCUAUGAGCCCCGAACGCCAAGCGUACCUGAAAGAAGACACAACAACAAGCUGAGAGGCAUCACCGGACGCUUUGGCUCCAACCCGCACGGUGGCAAGGGCCCAAGCGGUGGGACGAACACUUCCGACAACUGCUCGUACUCUAUGCAUACUUCGUAUCCAGCUAUGCACGAACAGCGGUUGAAGCAGUGAUUGUCGUAGUGCUUUGAUAGGAGCUGGAAGACUAAAAGACCGUGUCUUGGAGAUUGAGUCUCCAAGGAUCGGUCAACAAUACUUGUCUAAGCCGCGCAAAGGGGAGUGAACAAGAAUUUCGUGCAAAGUAUUUGUAGACAUGAGGAUACUUAACCGCUUUUGAGGGUUGGCCGGCUUAAGAACCUAGGAGGCCCAGCUAAAGCGAUUUACACAGGGGGAACGGCUAUGUGAGACGAUUGUCAUGGCCAGCACGUCAAGGAUGUAUAGGUGAAAUGCACAGAAAGCAGUCGCAUAAUCGAAGCUAGUCCACGAACCAGCAGGCUUCGGAAUGAAUGAUAUGUAUGUCACAGAUUUAGUUCUUAACCCCGCGAGUUGCGAAA